AUGAAGCCGACACGGGUGACAUUACAAUCGGCGGAUAGGAGUAUUCGUGUUCCUAAGGGUAUGGGGAAGGAUGUGCUCGUUCAGGUUGACCAAUUUGUAUAUCUGAUGGAUUUUGUGGUUCUAGACACUUGUCCAGUGCCGGCGGCUCAGGCGCCCGUUCCAAUUAUUCUAGGGCGCCUGUUCUUAGCAACAUCUGAUUCCGUGAUUCAUUGCCGGGAUGGGCGGCUUAACAUGAGUUUUGGGAUUAUGAAGAUGCAAGUCAACAUGUUCCAAAUCGGAAGCCAAAUGGGGGAUGACGACGAUGUAUGCCGAGUGCAUGUGAUUGACUCUCUAGUUCAAGACCAUGUGGAUGAGUUCCUUUGCAAUGAUGAGUUAGAGGUAGCACUUACUUCCGCAGAGGCUGACUUUCUUGAUUCCCCCGAGGUUGAAUAUUUAUGCUCCUUAUUAGAUGAGGAGGACAAAUGUGGCAUCAACUCAUGGAUUCCAAAAUUUGAGGAGCUACCCCCAUUUGAGAAGCCAGUCGUUCCGUCUAGUGUGGAACCCUCGAUGCUCGAGUUAAAGGCGCUACCGAACACACUCAAGUAUGCUUAUCUUGGCGAUGGCCAAACAUACCCGGUGGUGAUCUCCUCUGUCCUAAGCAAACUUCAAAAGUUGGAAUUACUUGCUUUGUUACGGAAGCAUUCCAAGGCAAUCGGGUGGACUAUAGCCAAUAUCAAAGGCAUCGAUGCAUCUCUUUGUUCUCAUCGCAUAUACUUGGAAGACGAUGUCAAACCUUCUCGCCAACCUCAACGGUGGUUGAACCCGAUUAUGAAGGACGUCGUGCGAGCGGAAGUGCUCAAACUCUUGGACGUCAGCAUUAUUUACUCGAUAGUGGAUUCUAAGUGGGUUAGCGCGAUACAAGUGGUACCUAAGAAGUCCGGGGUGACAGUUGUGAGGAAUGACAAAGACGAACUAAUCUCAACACAUGUUCAAAUCGAUUGGAGGGUGUGCAUUGAUUACCGGAAGUUAAAUGCAAGCACAAGAAAGGACCACUUUCCUCUCCCCUUCAUAGAUCAAAUCUUGGAGAGGGUGGCUGGCCAUAAGUACUUCUGUUGCUUCCUCGACGGAUACUCCGGUUAUAAUCAGAUAGAGGUGGCUUUGGAGGAUCAAGAGAAGACUACUUUCACAUGCCUAUUCGGGACCUUUGCAUAUCGACGCAUGCCGUUCGGGCUUUGCAACACCCUCGACACCAUUUCUCGGUGUAUUAUGGGAAUCUUCAGUGACAUGGUGGAGAAGAUUGUGGGGGGCAUCGUUCUUGGCCAUAUAGUGUCCUCUAAGGGCAUUGAAGUAGAUCAAGCAAAGAUUGAUUUAAUUAGGAACCUCCCUACUCUGAAGUGUGUGAAGGACAUCCGUUCUUUCUUGGGGCAUGCAGCUUUCGCCAAGCUUAAAUCCAGUCUUACCUCUCCGCCCAUAAUUUGGUCUCCAGAUUGGGAAUUGCCUUUUGAACUUAUAUGUGAUGCCAGUGAUUAUGCCGUCGGGGCCGUUUUGGGCCAAAGGCAAGGGAAAGAGCCAUAUGUGAUCUACUAUGCCAGCAAGACGCUCAACGAGGCCCAAAUGAAUUAUUCUACAACCGAGAAGGAGUUAUUGGCUAUAGUCUUUGCAUUGGAUAAAUUUUGGUCUUAUUUAGUGGGAGCUUCGAUCAUUGUCUACACAGAUCAUUCCGCGCUCAAAUACCUCUUUACUAAGCAAGAUGCUAAGGUGCGGCUGAUUAGGUGGAUUCUCCUCUUACAAGAGUUUGACUUUACAAUCAAGGAUAAGAAGGGCAUAAAGAAUGUGGUGGCCGACCCUUGUCUCGAUUGGAGUUCGAAGACCACACUUCUCAUAUCCCUAUCGGUGACUCCUUUCCGGAUGAACACUUAUUUGGCAUCUCUACAGCUCCAUGGAUGCGUUACUCAGCGGAAUGAGAUGCCUCUUACACCUAUCUUGAUCAUUGAAGUUUUUGAUUGCUGGGGCAUUGACUACAUGGGCCCUUUUCCUUCAUCCUUCGGGUACCUCUACAUUUUAUUGGCGGUCGAUUACAUCUCUAAAUGGGUAGAGGCAAUUCCUAUGCACAUAAAUGAUCAUUCUGUUGUGGUUGAAUUUCUGAGGGACAACAUUCUAUCAAGAUUUGGGAUGUCGAGGGCUAUAAUCAGUGACCAAGGGUCUCACUUUUGA
This is a messenger RNA of Rhododendron vialii, 2193 nucleotides long. RefSeq lists its product as uncharacterized. The transcript has 4 exons. Lineage: Eukaryota; Viridiplantae; Streptophyta; Magnoliopsida; Ericales; Ericaceae. Bases 1 to 2193 code for a protein of 730 amino acids. The record is from RefSeq and is a predicted model, not a curated record. Gene Ontology annotation, molecular function: nucleic acid binding. Gene Ontology annotation, biological process: DNA integration.